Molecule: messenger RNA, 843 nt
Organism: Aureobasidium namibiae CBS 147.97
Lineage: Eukaryota; Fungi; Ascomycota; Dothideomycetes; Dothideales; Saccotheciaceae
Exons: 2
Source: RefSeq, a predicted model, not a curated record
ACCAGCGCUCCUUCGGUCCCCAAGACUGUCACUUUGUUCAGCACCAAGGUCGAUACCAUCACUAGCUGCGCUGAAGACGUUACAAACUGCCCCGCCGUCACAAAGACUUCUUUGAUCGCAACUGGUUCUUCGGCUGAUGCUGCUAUGCCUUCGUCCCCCGCCAGCGCUCCUGCAGGCCCCAAGACUUUGACCAUCUACUCUUCGGUCGUGGCUACCAUCACCUCAUGUGCUGCUGACGUUACCAACUGCCCCGCAUCGUCCACAGUUCAGAGCACUUCUUUCUACGCUGUCGGUACUACUGUCUCGGAGGUUUCCAGCGUUCCCGCCAUCACUGGCUCCGAGAUUGCACCUGCCACCACUGCACCCGCAGUUGUUGCCAGCACUCCCAUUCAGCCCAUGACCACCAUCACCUACUCUUCUGAGCUUGUUGUUCCUGCCACCUACACUGCUGGCGAGUCCCAGGGCGCCACCAUUCCCGAAUCGAAGAUCACCUCGACAAUCCACAGAACUCUUACCGUUCCUCAGGUUCAGUUCAUCACUGCAACUGUUGGCGGCAAGCCUACUGUCGGUUUGACCUACCCUUCGGCAGUCCCUGCCACCACCACUCCUGAGGCUGUCCCUACCAGCCCCAUUGCAGAUGCUGCCACUCCCGCAGUCUCCGCACCUGCAGUUUCGGCUGCCAGCUCGGGCUUCGCUCCCAAGUCUUCCACCCUGGCUAGCACUUACAACAUGCCUGCUAAGCCUACCGGCAGCCCCAUCUCCUACACUGGAGCUGGUGCCAAGGUCAGUGGCUCAUUCGCCGCCUUUGCCUUUGCUGCCGUUGCCGCGAUCUUUGUUCUGUAA